Aethina tumida (small hive beetle) is the source of this 14977-nucleotide messenger RNA. It is a transcript of the gene mgl, whose product is annotated as low-density lipoprotein receptor-related protein 2. Gene Ontology annotation, molecular function: calcium ion binding; protein binding. The coding region runs from base 236 to 14065 and encodes 4609 amino acids. The transcript has 20 exons. The record is from RefSeq and is a predicted model, not a curated record. Lineage: Eukaryota; Metazoa; Arthropoda; Insecta; Coleoptera; Nitidulidae.
GGUUGCUGACAACAGCCCAAACGUAGAGCAUCGCGAUCCACGCAGACACGCUGACCGAAAGAUCCCACAACAUAGCUGACGUUCAAUCCAUCCCCCUCGUCUCUUUUGCGGACGAUGGUCAGCUGCUGAACCGGACCUCAUAUGGAUUCGUACCGAGAUUAGACUCGAUUUGUUUUCUGUUAUGGUUUUAGUGUAUUUGUUUUAAUAUUAUUUCAUUCGCAUUCGGCUCCGUUGCAUGUGUGGUGUUUUGUGUAAAAUGAAGUGGUUCGGGGGCAACCCCAGCAUACUCGGCUAUGUUUCCCUCGUCUAUCUGACCUACUGGACUAUUGCACUUGUCACGGCGGAUUCCCGGAUCGAACCAACAGGUGAUGUGUCCGGAGUGGUCUGUCCCCAGGGAAUGUUCCGGUGUCCCGAGGGCAAAUGUAUACCGUCCUUGUGGGUCUGUAAUUACCAGAAGGACUGCGAGAACGGCGAAGACGAAUUCCAGGCUUGUCCACCGCCCGACUGCGAACCGGGACAGCUGUCAUGCCACCAAUACAUAUGGAACAAAACGUAUUGUCUUCCGCAGCACCACCGCUGCGACAUGACGGUCGACUGUAUCGACGGAUCCGACGAGACCGAAUGUACGUAUCGGAAAUGCCAGCCGGACGACUUCCACUGCGGCCAAAAGACAUCCGAUCCGUGCAUACCGAAGGAGAAGAAGUGCGACGGUUAUUUGGACUGCCGUUCCGGCAAGGACGAACAAAACUGUCCCGGAAUCGCGUGUCAACUGGACCAGUUCCGGUGCGCCAACGGUCAAAGAUGCAUUGAACUGUCGCAAAAGUGCGAUCACAAAAACGACUGCGGCGACAACUCCGACGAACAAGGAUGCAAUUUCCCAGUAUGUCACGGCGUCCAGUUCCGUUGUGCGAACGCCCUUUGCAUACCAGGCGUGUUCCACUGCGACGGUUUCCAGGAUUGUUCGGACGGUUCGGACGAGGUGAACUGCACGAUAAUCCCUUGUCCGGAUAACAAAUUCCUUUGUCCGAGGGGCAUGGCAAACGGCUCUCCAAAAUGUAUACCGAAGAACAAGCUGUGCGAUGGGAAAAGAGACUGCGAGGACGGCGCCGACGAGAUAACCGCUUGCUCUAAAUUGUCUUGUCCUUCCUUGGGUUGUGAAUAUAAGUGUCAGGCGUCUCUAACCGGAGGCGUUUGCUAUUGUCCUGACGGACGAGUGCUGUCGCAGGACAACAAGACUUGUACGGAUCGUAAUGAAUGCGCCGAAUGGGGUUUUUGUGAUCAAGUGUGCAUCAACACUGAAGGAAGUUACACAUGUUCUUGUGCGCCGGGUUACGUUCUUAAAGACAGAAAUCGUUGCAUCGCCGUCAAUUCCAGUAGUUUAAUGUUGUAUUUCGCCCAGGACAAAAGCAUUUUCAAGAUGAAUCCGUCCGGAAAUCAAGUUCAAGUCGUUGUCAACACCACGGGAGCCAGCGGCUUAGAUUAUCACUAUCAAAAGAACACGCUUUAUUGGUCUGAUGUGAAAACCAAAAGGAUACAUUCACAACAACUAAACGGAAUGCCAUCAUUCGGUUCUCAAGAUGUGGAUAUAACCCUUCCAGGAACCUGGUACCCAGUAGCCAUCGCCGUAGAUUGGAUCGGCAAUAAAUUAUAUGUGGCCGACUCAGUAGGUCUUAAAAUCGACGUCUUUGAAUUGCAAGGCAGAUGGCACGCAAUCGUACUCGGCUCCAAUCUCACCAGUCCCGCCGAUAUUGCUCUAGAUCCAACAAUGGGUUACAUGUUCAUCGCCGACAGCACUCAAGUCGUACGUGCCAACAUGGACGGCACCAACACAGUUUCAGUCGUUUCCGAAGCAGCCUACAAAGCUUCAGGCAUCACCUUAGAUUUGAUCGCUAAGCGAGUAUAUUGGUGCGACUCUCUUUUGGAUUACAUCGAAACCGUCGAUUACUACGGCCAAAACAGAUUCCUGGUGAUCCGCGGCCAGUCAGUACCUAGUCCCGCUCGUCUGGCCUUAUUCGAAAGCAGGGUUUACUGGACUGACGGUACUAAGCAGGGAGUCAUGUCCGUGGACAAAUUCGAAACCACCAGCAUUCAAUCCAUUUACCGCAUGCGUGACAUAAGAGAUCCCAGAGCCAUCAAAGCCAUCCACCAGCUGCAACAACCCUAUGCCAACAAUCCAUGCGGCCACAACAAUGGAAACUGUCAACAUAUGUGUAUUCUAACCAACACCAACCCUGGAGUUGGUUACAGGUGUGCUUGCAACAUCGGUUUUAGGCUAGCAAGAGACGAAAGGAACUGCGAUUUGGUUUCCGAAUUCCUGAUGUACUCGCAACAACGUUUCAUCAGAGGAAAAGUGUUAAACCCUGUGAUUGAAGGCUUCAGUGAGGCCAUGUUGCCUGUGGUUUCCAGGAGGGCAAGAUUCGUAGGCUUGGAUUUCGAUGCUAAAGACCAACAUAUUUACUACUCAGACGUGCUUCAAGACGUUAUCCAUAGAGUUCAUAGAAACGGUACAUCGAAGGAAAUCGUACUAGCGUCACAAAAUGAAGGUGUUGAAGGACUGGCUGUAGAUUGGGCCGCCAAAAAUUUGUACUACAUUGACAGCAGAAAGGGAACUUUGAACGUCCUGUCCACCAGGAAUGUUACGUACAGACGCACUCUUUUGAAGAAUCUGAAACGCCCCAGAGCUAUUGUUAUUCACCCCAACAAGGGUUACAUUUUCUUCUCCGAAUGGGACCGUCCAGCAAACAUAUCAAGAUCCUUUAGUGACGGAUCCAAUCUUACUAUAUUCAAGAAUCUCACCCUUGGCUGGCCUAAUGGUCUUUCCAUCGAUUUUGACACAGACAGAUUGUAUUGGUGUGAUGCGCUGUUAGAUCACGUACAACACUCCAAUUUGGACGGUACUGAUAUUAAAACUGUAAACUCAAGACUUAUCAGACAUCCGUUCAGUAUUGUCAUUCACAAGGACUUCAUGUACAUUACUGACUGGCGAUUGGACGCUAUAAUCAAACUCCACAAACUUACCGGUGAUCAAGAGGAAAUCUUGGUAAAAGAACCCCAGACAAACAGAUUGUAUGGCGUAAAGAUUUACAGUGAAGAUGAACAAAAAAUAGACAGGGAUCACCCUUGUUGGAACAAUAAUGGUAACUGCCAGAAACUCUGCUUCGCCAUUCCUAACGGCAACAGAGGAUUGAUAGCCAAAUGCGGUUGUCCGUAUGGAGAAAGAUUGGCAACUGAUGAACGUACCUGUCAACAAGAUCCAGAUCACGAACCACCGGUCCAAGCUUGCCCUAACAAUUGGGACUUCACCUGCAACAACCAAAGAUGCAUUCCCAAAUCUUGGGUAUGCGAUGGUGAUGAUGACUGCUUAGAUAACAGUGACGAGGAACAAAAUUGUACAAAACCAACUUGCAGCGCGACAGAAUUCCAAUGUAAAUCAGGACGUUGUAUUCCUUUGACUUUCAAAUGUGACGCAGAAAACGAUUGCGGUGAUUUCAGUGACGAGACAGGAUGUGUGAACGUGACCUGCAGUGCAUCACAGUUCCACUGCGACAACAAUCGUUGCAUUCCGAACAGUUGGAAGUGCGAUUCCGAAAAUGAUUGUGGCGACGGAUCAGAUGAAGGAGAUUCUUGUGCCGAGAAAACUUGUGCUUAUUAUCAAUUUACUUGCCCGAGAACUGGACAUUGUAUACCCCAAAAUUGGGUCUGUGACGGUGACGAUGACUGCUUCGAUAAACAAGACGAACAGGAUUGUCCUCCAAUAACCUGCCAGCCGAAUCAGUUCAAGUGUUCAGAUUUAAGACAAUGUGUGCAAGAAAGUUACAAAUGCGACGGUAUUCCUGAUUGUAAUGAUGGCAGUGACGAAGUGGGUUGUCCUUCAAUCGAACCAGACCAAUGUAAUGUUGAGAAACAGUUCCAGUGCCAGUCAUCAGGAAUUUGUAUACCGAAAGCUUGGCACUGUGAUGGAACAGCCGACUGUGAUGACGGUUCAGAUGAACCCGAAUCAUGUGGUACCAUCAACUGCCCAGUUAAUUAUUACAAAUGCAACAGCAGCCAAUGCAUAUUCAAGGGUUACAUCUGUGAUGGCAAAGAAGAUUGUGAUGAUGGUUCUGAUGAAAGCAACUUCCACGCAUGUGGCAGACCUCCAUUUAGGUGUCCUCAUGGACAAUGGCAGUGUCCGGGCGUUACUGAAAGAUGCGUGAACUUAACUCAAGUGUGCGAUGGUAAAACUGACUGCCCGAAUGGUGCUGACGAAGGUUCGGAUUGUGAUUUUGCUGAGUGCAAGCAUCAAAGUGGAUUGUGCUCCAAUGGCUGUAAACAAACACCGACAGGGCCUUUAUGUUUGUGCCCACCAGGAGAGACUUUAUCAAGUGAUGGAUAUACUUGCGAGGACUUGAACGAAUGUGAUCCACCAGGAACCUGUUCUCAAAUUUGUACCAACACUAAAGGCUCAUAUUUCUGUAGUUGUGUAGAUGGAUACAUUUUGGAACCCAACAAGCACUCAUGCAAAGCAUUUAAUCAUUCAUCUGCAUUCUUGAUAAUUUCCAACAGACACUCUAUCCUCGUAGCCGACUUAAAAGAACAAGGUUUGGAACGUGUGCCUAUUAUAGUGGAAAAUGUUGUAGCAACAGCUUCAAACAUGCACACUGGCACAAUAUUCUGGUCGGAUAUGAAACUAAAGAAGAUUUCGAAACUAGACCGAGGUGGUGAACCAGUAGAAAUCAUUUCUAACGGUUUAGAUUUAGUAGAAGGUCUCGCUUAUGAUUGGAUUGGAGGCAAUAUAUAUUGGCUAGAUUCUAAACUUAACACCAUUGAGGUUGCUAAAGAAAACGGAUCUAACAGAAUUGUCUUGGUUAAAGAUAACAUUACGCAACCUCGUGGAAUGUGUUUGGAUCCAAGUCCAGGCAAUCGCUGGUUGUUCUGGACUGACUGGGGAGAGAAUCCAAGAAUCGAACGUGUGGGUAUGGACGGAACUAACAGAUCAACAAUCAUCAAUACCAAGAUUUACUGGCCGAAUGGUUUAACCCUUGACACAACAACUCAAAGAGUUUACUUUGCUGAUUCUAAGCUGGACUUUAUCGAUUUCUGCUACUACAACGGAACAGGUCGUCAACAAGUUUUGGCUGGCAGCCAUUACCUUCUUCAUCCGCACUCUUUAACGUUAUUCGAAGAUACGCUAUAUUGGACUGAUCGACAACUUAAUAGAGUACUGUCAGCCCACAAAUUCAAAGGCAACAAUCAAACAGUAGUUUCUCACCUGAUUUCGCAACCAUUGAGCAUUCAUGUUCAUCACCCAUCUUUGCAACCUGUAACAGCAAAUCCUUGUUUGAACGCUAGAUGUCAACACAUCUGUCUUUUGUCGCCUAGUUCUUCAACAGGUUACACUUGUAAGUGCAAACCAGGUUUCAAGAUUACACCAGAAGGAAAUUGCAUCGAAGAAGACACUGCCUUCCUUAUGGUCAUGCGUGGUUCCCAAAUCUUCGAUGUGCCUAUUAAUAGUGGCGAUAAUUCUCUUGGAUAUGUCACACCAAUUGUUGGUAUUGAGCACGGUGUACAAAUCGAUUACGACAGAAAGAAUAAUGCCAUAUUCUGGGUGGAGAGCAAAGACGAUAAUGAAGAAAAUUGUACAGUUUGGAGUAUUCCAUACGGAGGUGGUAAUAAAACUCAACUCUUUGGCCCUGAUACGGGUAUUGUAGGAGCUCCAUCCUCUAUUGCCUUUGACUGGUUGGGUAGAAACUUGUUUAUCGGCAACCGUUUGGCCAGCAAUUUGGAAGUAAUAAGAGUAGACGGCAAAGUCAAACACCGCAAAAUAAUCCUUGCCAAUGACGGCAACAAAACUUCCGUUGCCAAACCCAAAGCAAUUUGUGUUGAUCCAACAGACGGUAAGGUGUACUGGACUGACGAAGGAGGUUUUGGUGUACCUCAAAAGAUUGGUAAAGUUAACAUGGAUGGCUCUAACUCGAUUGUUUUGGUGGACGAUGUUGAGAGACCUGACGCUAUCACCAUUGACAUCGAUUCAAAGACAUUGUACUUCAGCACUCAACAUCCAGCUCUCGUUAUUGCGAUCGACGUAUUCGGAAAUAAUCGUACAACCGUAUUAUCAGAAGAACAUUACAUAUCAUACCCCAAGGCUAUAUCCGUGAUGGGCAGCAGACUAUUUUACCUCGAUCCCAACUUCGAGAAGCUAGUACAAGUGGCUCUACCUAACGGCAACAAUCCUAGAACAAUUAUGGAAAACGAACCAGACCUAAAGACAUUUACGAUCUUCAAAAAACGUCAACUUGUCGAUCACCCUUGUCUUAUAAACAACGGAGGCUGCGAACAACUCUGUCUACCAGCUGAGGGCAAAUCAAGAACAUGCGCUUGCGGAAUUGCGUACAAGAAAAACGAAAAUGGCUGCGAACCAUUUAAAUCAUUCGCGGUCGUUACUCAAUUGGACAUGACCAGAGGAUUCAGUUUGAAGGAUAGCUCUGAAGCAAUGACACCCAUCAGUGGAAACGGACAUCAUAUUUUGCAUGUGGAUGUUCACUAUGCCGAAAGUUGGAUUUACUGGGUCGAAUUUAAUAGAGGAUAUUGGAACGGUAUCUUCAGAAUACGUCCAAAUGGAACUGAAUUGCAACACGUCAUCAAAGAUGGUAUUGGAAGCAAUGGUAUCCGUGGCAUUACUAUUGAUUGGAUUGCUGGUAACAUGUACUUCACCAAUGUGUUUCCACAUGAGAAUUACGUCGAAGUGUGUUGGUUGGAUGGAUCAAACAGAAAGGUAUUGGUUAAAACCACUUCUGACGCACCAAGAGAACUAGCUGUCAAUCCUAUUAAACGAAUCUUGUACUGGAUCGAUUAUGGGCAAUAUCCUAAGAUUGGAAAGGCUAAUCUUGAUGGUUCAGCCUGGGUACCAGUGGUUACUUCCGGAAUCAGUAACCCUAGAGACUUGACAAUUGACAUGAAUACUCACGAUGUUUAUUGGGUAGAUUCGAAGUUGGAUAUGAUUCAAAGAAUUUCUUUCAACGGCGGAAACAGACAAGUCAUUAGAAGAAAUCUACCCAAUCCAAUGGGUAUUGCUGUACACAAGAGUGAUGUUUACUGGGUUGAUCGUAAUCUGAGAUCUGUGUUCAAAGCAUCUAAAUUACCAGGUAACAUGUCAUUACCUACCAGAGUUCGAACCAAUUUGGAUAAAUUACGAGACAUCGUCAUCUUUGACAUUACUAACCAACCUAAUGAUGAUACUAAUCCUUGUAAGAAAUUGGGCAAUGGAGGUUGCGAACAGCUUUGUUUCUCAUUCCUUCAGGAUCUAUCUUCCAUUCAAAAACCAACAAUGAAAUGCGACUGCGCUACCGGGAAACUGGCAGAUGACGGUAAACGAUGUGAAUUUGUAAAAGAAUACAUUGUCUUCUCAACAAGAACGGAAGUACGUUCCAUUAAUUUAGAUCCUCAUUCUACCACACUUCCAUUUAGCCCCAUCGGAAAUCUUACGAACGUUGUUGGUGUUGAUUUCGAUUACAAACAUGGAAUUUUGUUGUUCACUCAGAUCAGACCUUGGGCUAAAAUCGCCAAAAUGACACCCGGACAAGAAAUAGAGACGAUUAAAAACAAAGGUAUAAAUCCAGAGGGUAUUGCUUAUGACUGGACUCAAAUGAAAAUCUACUGGACUGAUUCGUCAAAUCACAGUAUUUAUGCUAUGAAUAUGGACGGAUCAAAUUUGGUAAUGAUAGCAAGAGUGGAACGACCAAGAGCUAUUGUUAUUGAUCCAUGUAAUGGAACCCUGUUUUACACAGAUUGGGGUAAAUUUGGAACCUCAGGAAAGAUCUUUAGGACUACAAUGGCCGGAUCAUUGAAGAAAGUCAUAAUUGACAAGAACUUGGCACAACCAUCAGGAUUGGCUAUCGACUACGAAGAUCAGAUGUUGUAUUGGACUGACGCAGUGAGGGAAAAGAUCGAACGAUCAGAUUUGGAUGGUAAAAACAGAGAAGUUCUUAUAUCAGCCACCAUUUAUCCAUUCUCGAUAACGGUCUUCGGAAAAUACAUGUACUGGACCGAUCUCCAACUUCGAGGAGUGUACAGAGCAGAAAAGUACACAGGGGCGAACAUGAUUGAGAUGGUUAAACGAUUAGAAGAUAGUCCCAGAGAUAUCCAAGUUUACUCAGACAGGAGACAAGUUUGUUCCGUCAAUCCUUGUCACAUCAAUAACGGCGGAUGCGCCCAAAGUUGUCAUCCAGGACCGAACGGCACCGCGGAAUGCAGAUGUAACGAUGACACUAAACUGGUAAACGAAGGAAGAAUGUGCGUUGCUAAGAACUUGAGCUGCGACUCCAGCAAAUUUUAUUGCGCCAAUGGAAGAUGCAUUUCGCGAAUGUGGGCUUGCGAUGGAGAAGAUGAUUGCGGAGACAACAGUGAUGAAGACACCAACUACUGCUCCUUCCACUCCUGCUCACCAAAUGAGUUCCGUUGUGCCAACGGAAGAUGCAUCUUUAAAUCCUGGAAGUGUGAUCACGAGAACGAUUGCAAAGAUGGUUCUGAUGAAAAAGAUUGUCAAUACCCACCUUGUGCAAAUGACAUGUUUACUUGUGCCAAUUUUAGAUGUAUUCCUCAAGCUCAGGUAUGCAAUGGAGUGAAUGAUUGUAAAGAUAACGUAACAUCUGAUGAAACCCACGAAAGAUGUCCUCAAAACAUAACGUGUCCUCCAAACCACCUUAAAUGUGAAAAAACCAACAUUUGCGUCGAACCUUAUUGGCUUUGUGACGGUGACAAUGACUGUGGUGACAACUCAGACGAGAAUCCUCUGCACUGUGCGCAAAGAACUUGUCCACAGAACAGUUUCAGAUGUUCUAACCAUCGUUGUAUACCAGCCACCUGGUAUUGCGACGGAGAUGAUGAUUGUGGCGAUGGCGCUGAUGAACCGCCAGAGUACUGUAAAAGCGAUGGAAGGACUUGUUUCGGUGAUCUGUUUACUUGUGAUAAUGGUAACUGUGUUCCAAGGAUUUAUAUCUGUGAUGGUGACAAUGAUUGUUUGGACAACAGUGACGAAGAUGUCAGACAUGAGUGCAACGAUAGGAAGUGUGAUGAUGAAACCGAAUUUACCUGUGAUGCAAACAAAGCCUGGGGCCGAGCUCAAUGUAUUCCAAGAAAAUGGUUGUGCGACGGUGAUCCGGAUUGCGUUGACGGUGCCGACGAAAAUAUUACUUUGCAUCAUUGUUCCAAACCACAACCUUGCAGCGAUGACCAAUUUACUUGCGGAAACGGAAGGUGUAUCAACAAGGGAUGGUUGUGUGAUCACGAUAAUGACUGUGGCGAUGGUACUGACGAAGGCAAAGAUUGUAACUCGCAAUACAAAACUUGUUCCACUAACGAAUUCACGUGCCAAAACUUUAAAUGCAUCCGUAAUCAAUACAGGUGUGAUGGAGAGGACGAUUGCGGUGAUCACUCUGACGAAGUCAAUUGCAAAAAAGAAAAUAGUACCUGCGCCAAUUCAAGUCAAUUCAGGUGUAACAACGGUCAAUGUAUUGAUUAUCAGCUGGUAUGUAACAAAGUGGCGGACUGUUCUGAUGAAUCAGAUGAACCUCUUCAUUGUAACGUUGAUGAAUGCGCCAAGGUGGAGAUUCAUCAAUGUGGACACAAAUGUAUUGAUACCCUUACAAGCUUCUACUGCGAAUGUAAUCAAGGAUAUAAGUUGUUGGAAGAUGGAAAAGCUUGUGCGGAUAUUGAUGAAUGUAUAGAAACACCUGGCGUUUGUUCCCAAUACUGUUCCAAUACCCCAGGAAGUUACUACUGUAAAUGUAAUGAUCAGUAUUAUGAAAGAGAAACGGACGAACAUACUUGCAAGAGAAAAGACAAAGUCGAACCGUGGAUCGUAUUCACCAACAAAUAUUAUAUCAGAAAUAUGUCGAUUGACGCUCACGUCUACAAUUUAGUACACCAAGAUCUAAUGAACGUUGUGGCUUUAGACUUUGAUAUGAUGGGUCAAAAAAUGUAUUUCUGCGACGUAACAGCCAAGACGAUAUUCAGAUCGUCAAUUGGAGGAGGCGACAAAGAACCAAUAAUUCGUCAUGACUCACACGGAUUGGAAGGCAUUUCUAUAGAUUGGAUAGGCAGAAAACUGUAUUGGCUUGACAGACAUUCCAAAAAUUUGGACGUGGCAGAACUGGAUGGAACUCGACGUAAGACUCUUAAGACCAGCAUUGCAGACCCACGUGCUUUGGUUGUACAUCCUGGUACUGGUUACCUAUACUUUACCUCAUGGCAUCUGCAAGCUUACAUUGGAAAAUUGGGAAUGGAUGGAAGUAAUUUCACCAGAAUUUUGACUUGGGAAGACGAUAUCGCUUGGCCAAACGCUCUGACUAUUGAUUACUUCACAGAUCGCUUGUACUGGGCUGACGCUCACUUGGAUUACAUCGCCUUUGCGGAUUUGGAAGGAAGACACAGACAUGUCGUCAUAUCAGGUACAUCCGUACCUCACGUAUUCGCUCUUUCACUAUUCGACGAUUUCAUUUACUGGACCGACUGGAAUCUCAAAGCCAUCAGUCGCGCUAACAAAUUCACCGGUAAAGAUUUGAGCGUUUUACGUAACACAACGCACAAACCUUACGACAUCCACAUCUUCCAUCCGUUGAGGCAACUACCCUACACCAACCCAUGCGGCGCAAAUAAUGGCGGUUGUUCUCACCUUUGUCUAAUCGCCCCACCUCCUUCUUCCAGCUAUCUUAACCUCGAAGGCUAUGGCGAAGAAGGUGUGACCACAUACAAGUGUGCGUGUCCCAACCAGUUUAUUCUGGCACCUGAUGGCAAAACAUGCAUUGCAAACUGCACAGAUGGACAAUGGCAAUGUAAAGGACGUGACGAGAAAUGUAUUCCUUGGUUCUGGCAGUGCGACGGUGAAAAAGAUUGCAAGGACGGUUCCGAUGAACCACGCACCUGCCCAGCGAGACAAUGCAGAGCUGGAACAUUCCAAUGCAAAAACGGCAACUGUACACCUUCAGCUACCAUUUGUGACGGCACCGACGAUUGUGGUGACGGUUCCGAUGAACAGAACUGCGAUAAAGCCUGUCCAGAAUUGGAGUUCCAAUGUAAGUCUAAUGGAAGAUGUAUUCUCAACAGUUGGAAGUGCGACGGAGAUGCUGAUUGCAAAGACGGCUCAGACGAAGAUCCGGCCAUGUGUAAUAAACGAGAGUGUGACCCAGAAACCGAAUUUGCUUGCAAGAACGGCAAAUGCAUUCCCAAACUGUGGAUGUGCGACUUUGACAACGAUUGUGGCGACGACUCUGAUGAACCUGCUUACAUGUGUAGACAGAGGAACUGUACAACCGGAUGGCAACGUUGUCCAGGUCGCGCCAAUUACAGGUGCAUUCCUAAAUGGUUGUUCUGCGACGGAAAAGAUGAUUGCAGAGACAACUCUGACGAGCAACCAGAAAAUUGUCCAGUUUGUAACACAGAAACAGACUUCAAAUGCAACAACAACAGGUGCAUUCCCCAACAAUGGAAGUGCGACUUCUCCGACGAUUGUGGAGAUGGAUCUGACGAAACAGAAGAGAUGUGCAAAGGAGGAUUUAGAGAGUGUUCCGAGUCAGAAUUCAGAUGCGGUAAUGGUAAAUGCAUUUCCUCACGUUGGCGUUGCGACCACGAAGACGAUUGCGGUGACAACUCUGACGAAGACGGUUGUAGCGGCUUCCAGUGCAAAAACGGAACCUUCCAGUGUGCUUCCGGACAUUGCAUCGCCUCAUACUUUAGAUGUGACGGCGAUAGGGAUUGUAGAGAUAUGUCCGACGAGAAGAAUUGCCCACCAAGAUACCCUGGGGGAAGAUACUGCCCUGAAUCGAAAUAUCAAUGUGACAAUCACUUGUGUAUCAGUCAAGGUGACCUUUGCGACGGUACUGAUGACUGUGGUGAUGCCUCAGAUGAAUCACCAUCUCUAUGCACCAACUUUAACUGCGACACAUUGAAGAGGUUCCAGUGCAACAACCACAAAUGCAUACCCAAGUACCAACUUUGUGAUGGCAUUGAUAAUUGCGGCGAUGGAUCCGACGAAAACAACAUAACACUGUGCGCAACUAAGAUCAAACCGUGCGACGGAUUCUCCGAAUUCAAAUGCUCGAACAAAAAAUGCAUUGAUAAAAAACGAGUAUGUGACUUUGCCGAUGAUUGCGGAGACAGUUCUGAUGAACUUGGAUGUCACCACAAUGGUGUAUGUUCCACUGUCGAUCGUGGAGGCUGUGAACAUCAUUGCAUGAACUUGACUCAUGAAGGAUAUAUUUGUGAUUGUUUCGCCGGCUUUAUUAUUUCGAAGGAUAACCGAAAGGUAUGUUUGGAUAUCGAUGAGUGUGCUACCGGAGACAACAGCUGCUCUCAAAUUUGUACGAAUCUGAACAGCACGUACGCAUGUUCUUGUCGGGAAGGAUUCAGGUUAUCCGAUAAGCUUUCGGGUGUUUGUAAAGCUUUGAAGGCGGAAGUUUCGUUGUUGUUUGCCAACGGUCCGGAAAUUAGAUCUAUCGAUAUUAAAGAGCAAGAGGAAGUUGGUGUUAUAACAGAAGAAAAGAGAAUAGAAGCUGUCGAUUACAAUCCUAAGACUCAGAUGAUCUUCUGGGCUGAUAGCUACGAUAAAACCAUCAAACGUUCUUAUAUGAUCAAUGCUGUCAACGGCGAAGCAAAGACUGGUUACGCUCAAGAUUUGGAAAUGAAGGGUAGUUCUAAACCUACCGCUUUGGCUGUGGAUUGGGUUGGUGAUAAUUUGUACUGGACCGAAACUGAUAGAGCUGGCUCCAAACCUAAAGGUAGAGUCAUGGUUGCAAAAACUGAUGGAAGAUACAGACGUGCUCUAGUCAAUGUGGGUCUUGAGAACCCAACUUCUUUGGUGGUAGAUCCACAAUUAGGAAGAAUGUUCUGGACUGAUGCCGGUUCAGCACCUAAAAUUGAAGUUUCUUGGAUGGACGGCUCGAAGAGGAGACCACUGAUUACCGAUGAAAUUCGGCAUCCAACUGGUUUGGCUAUUGAUUACGACAUGGACCACACUUUAUAUUGGGUUGAUACGAAGUUAAACAAUAUUCAGACAAUGAAAUAUGACGGCAGCAAUAGAAGAACUAUAAUUAAAGGUGAACAGUUGAAACAUCCGAUUUCUUUGGAUGUAUUUGAAUCGAAUUUGUACUGGGUUACCAAAGACACUGGUGAGUUAGUGUCUCAAGACAAAUUUGGACGUGGAGUACCUUAUAUCGUACAGAGGGACUUGCUAAACCCAUCUAGUGUGAAAGUUUAUCACGAGUUGAGAUACAAUACAUCAAUCGCCAACCCUUGCAGAAACAAUGCUUGUUCACACUUGUGCUUAGUGGUUCCAAACGGCCACCGUUGCUCGUGCCCGGAUUCCAGCACCCCAACCCCCUCAUACAAAACCAAGGCCGAGGUGGCCUGUGAUGCCCCGUCGGAAAGAGAACGCCCCGCACCCAGAGUGUGCCCGUGUGAAAACGGAGGCAUUUGCAGGGAGACCGACACGGGAGAUUUGACCUGCGAAUGUCUGCCCGAUUACAGAGGACAGAAUUGUGAUGUGCACACCGCGCACAACAGACAAGGUGGAGGUUCCACUGCUACGGCGAUCGUGGUGCCUAUUGUUGUGAUACUGCUUGUGGUGGCUGCCGCAGCGGGUGUUUGGGUGUUCCUUAGAAAGAGACCAUUUGGUAAAUCUGGUCUGGGCAGCUUGGCCAGUAGUCAGAGCGUAUCGUUCCGACAAGGUACCAAUGUGGAGUUCGGCGCGAACACCUUCAAUGCUAACGGAGGUGGUAGCGAACCUAUGGACGUUGCUUACAGUUUAGAUGCCCUGGGCAACAAAAACAGAGAUUUCCACAAUCCCAUGUACGAUGCUGUGCAAAACAAUCCUGAAGCCGUCGGAAAUGGAAGUUCCGCGCUUUAUGAGGUGCCAGCAGAAGUGGGAAAAUCAAAGGGCGAAACCUUUACAGAACCACCUAGUGCUGUGAUCGCACCAUCUAGUGUGACGCACAGGUCAUCCCCACAAGUUCAGGUGAAACACAGGGAGUUAAACCCCGCAGCUGCAGACACAGGGAAAGAUACCCAAAAACUAGUAGAAGAAGACUGCUGAUAUAAAAUUAAAGCCCUUAUUUUCAGAUAUAUUCGUUAGCGUUUAAGGAUUAACGAGAUAUAGAGAAUUCCAAAAAUGAGUUUUUGUAAAUUUCGAAACUUAUAGUCAAUAUUAAUUUAUUCCAUCAAUAAUUUUAUUUACACCAUGUCGUGUAAAAAGGUGUCCUAUAAGAAAAUGAAAAAGUUCUUUUGAAAAUUUUUACAUAUAAAUAUAAAAAUAUAUUUUUGUAUUGUGGGGUAGGUGAAUGUAAGUUUCAUUUAAAUAAACUAGCUUAACUGAAUUGUAUUUUGGUUAAAUAUAUUGACAAAAGUGCCAUUAACACCUGACUAAAUGUUAAAUGUUAUCUAAAUGGUUGUGCUAGUUUAAUUUUUAUGAAUUGUAUGCCAAAACGCAUUUAAUCAUGUGCAACUGAACAUUCUUCCAUUUUUAACAAGAAACAAAUGUAAAUAUAGGGUGUAAUGUAAUAUAAAUUGUUAGUAUUAUAAUUAGGUCCCAAUAGAUGAUUUUUAUACAAGUAAAUCCCUCUUUUUAAUAUUCCAUUAUGUUUUGUUAGUUAUACAACUAAUACACACCGUCCAAUUGUUAUAUAUUUUUGAAAACUAUAAUAUUGAAUUCAAUAUACAUAAAUGUAUUGUUUUAAUUAGUUAAAAUUUUAUUAAAUUGUUAUUUAAUUCAUAUGAUUUUAUGUUAAACAACUGUUAAAACUGAAUUUAUUUCGAUUACGGCAGCUGUUAAAUGUUCAUGUUUAUACAUAUUAGAUUAGAACAUCAAUUAAGGACUGUACUUAGAACAAUUUAACAAUGACCAUAGUUCAAAUAAGUUCAUGCUGUAAUGUAUGCGUAAACUUGUACAUAUUCUGGGAACAAAACUAUCUGUUUUAAACUAAAUAAUAUAGAGGUUGUUUAUAAUAAA